AUGACUGCUCCAUCUCUAGCAUCUACAGGCAUUGACAUCAAGCCUGAGCUAGAAGCUGCUCAGUCGUCCACAGACAUCUCCGCUUCUGCUGCCCUCCAGCCCUUUGGCCGUGUGCACGAUAUCCUCAAUGACGACACUUCUUCACCUUUCAUCAACGGUCACGGAGCUCUGCUCGCACCUGCUCUGUGCCACCCACACAUUCACAUCGACAAGGCUUAUCUUCUCUCUCAUCCCAAGUACGCUCAACUGCAAAUUGAAGAGGGCACCUUCGACGAAGCAAUGACUCUGACUUCCAAGGCAAAAUCCUCCUUUGAACACGAUGACUUGCUCGAACGUGGCUUGCGCGUUGUCGAUGAAAGUGUUAGAGCUGGUGUGACUUCCAUGAGAGCCUUUGUCGAGGUUGAUCCCAUAGUUGGUCUUGAAUGUAUCCAAGCAGGGAAAUCUCUCAAAGACAAGGCCCACUCUCGAUGCCAUAUUCAAUUAUGCGCGUUUGCUCAGCUGCCUUUGUUCUCUGGUGAAGACGAAGGCAAAGAGAUAAGAGGCCUCUUUGAAGAAGCUCUCAGGACGUCAAACUCCGCUGAUGUAAUGGGCAGUACGCCGUACGUCGAAGACGACCGCAACAAGAUGGAGAAGAAUGUUGACUGGACAAUUGAUCUUGCUCUCGAGAAACACCUUCAUCUUGACUUCCAUCUAGACUAUAACCUUGAUCCCGACACUGAGCCAUUGGUCUGGUAUGUGAUAGACACACUCAAGGCUAAAGGCUGGACAACUCGUACCAACAAGACAAUUGUCCUGGGACACUGUACCCGCCUGUCUCUGUUCAAAGAUGAUGAAUGGAAGCGACUCAGAGAGGAGAUCGCUGACCUGCCCAUCAGCUUCGUUGGUCUGCCAACCUCUGACUUGUUCAUGAUGAGAACAGAAACUGGUGCUCGUGGGACGUUGCCUAUUCCCAAGCUGAUCAAAGACUAUGGCUUCAACGCUGCCGUGUCUAUCAACAACAUCGGCAAUGCUUUCACACCACAAGGCAGUUGCGAUCCCCUCUCGGUAGCAAGUCUGGGCGUCGGUGUCUACCAAGCCGGUACAAAGAGAGACGCAGAGAUCCUUUACGAGUGUGUCUCCACCAGGGCCAGGACCGCUAUUGGCCUCUCCACCAAAGUCAACUCGAAAUCUGUCAAUAAGCUCUCGCUGGAGCCUGAUCAACCCGCAGAUAUGCUUUUGUUCAGCAAGGAGACUUCAGGUUGGAGAACCAGACGCACCGUCUCGGAAGCCGUAUAUCUUUACGACGGGGCUCGUGAGAGGAAAGUCUUUAAAAGCGGGCUACUGAUCGAGUAG
This is a messenger RNA of Aureobasidium namibiae CBS 147.97, 1332 nucleotides long. RefSeq names its product cytosine deaminase protein-like protein. Gene Ontology annotation, molecular function: hydrolase activity, acting on carbon-nitrogen (but not peptide) bonds, in cyclic amidines. NCBI's taxonomy places the organism in Eukaryota, Fungi, Ascomycota, Dothideomycetes, Dothideales, Saccotheciaceae. The transcript is spliced from 2 exons. The record is from RefSeq and is a predicted model, not a curated record. Bases 1 to 1332 code for a protein of 443 amino acids.